UUCCCGUACACGUAGCACAUUUCAACUUAGCAUGAUGUUUCAACAGUCUCUGUCUUGAUAUAAUAUUAAUUCUAAGGUAAACUCACGUCCGUACAGUAAUGUUGCGGCAAGUAGCAGGACGUAUACGUAGGUACAGUGCACGGAGUCGGUGCUGGGCUGUUCUCUGUACCAUUGUACUACUCAGCUGGUGGUGGGAGUGGGUACGCAUUUACCAGACGGUAGUGGCCGUGAAGACAGCCAAGUUGGCUCAGGACCAUCCUGAGUGCAGUGGAGGCUCCGGAAGUGUCUGGACGUCCAUAAAGUCCUACCUGCGUUGGCACUUGUCCUGGUCACAUGACCCGUGUGAGCAAUACCAUCAGGCCUUGCUGGUCGACCCCUUCUGGGAGGUCAACCCUCUCAUGGCGCUUGCCGCUGCAGUCACCAGGCCAUGUGUCACGAUAGUGGAGCUUGCGAGUGUGGAGUGGGGAGGAGCUUACGUUUUCUGUUCCAAGAGAUACCGGCUCAAUGGCAACCCAUAGUCAUGGUGUUGCUUUUCCUGCUCACCCUAUACAUAGUAACCGUUAUGGUUCCAAACUACUGUAGAAAAGCUAAGCGAACGUAUGGACCUGGGCCCACGUAUGGAGCUACGAGUUAUUAUAAACGCACGCAUCACCCAAGAGCUGGCCACACGCAUGUUGCUAAGUCCACGCGUGUGUUUGAGCGCACGCAUUUGCAGGUAUUUGAGCGCACGCAUGUAGCCAAACGCACACAUGCAUUUGACCGCACACAUGUAGCUAAGCGCAAGUAUCCUGUGAAAUCUACAAGUAUCAGGCAGUACGUAGGAAAGACAACCGAAUGAAUAGACCAGACGUCUAUUGCUAGUAGAUACCGUAUACAAACAAACCAUGGGUGACUUAUCCAUGAGAGAAAAGUAGACAAGUAUCUGUUAGCCUUCUAAGCACUUAUGUUUGUGAUUGAGACACCUGAACGAUACCAUGUUACGAAAUUUUUAUAUAAGGGCGUUUAGGUCUUCUUGUAGUAAAGCUUCGUGUAGAAAGUUCUAUUUAAUGGUGGCUGCAGUACCUUCAUUAUAAGAUUUAGCUGUCCUCAUAGAGGACAGAACUCAAGUCUUUUGUACCCUGCACAUUCAAAUUUAUUGUUAAAUUGGGAAGUCUGAAACAUUAUUAUAUCUCAUUA
This is a messenger RNA of Branchiostoma belcheri (Belcher's lancelet), 1176 nucleotides long. RefSeq names its product chloride channel CLIC-like protein 1. NCBI's taxonomy places the organism in Eukaryota, Metazoa, Chordata, Leptocardii, Amphioxiformes, Branchiostomatidae. Bases 99 to 518 code for a protein of 139 amino acids. Gene Ontology annotation, molecular function: chloride channel activity. Gene Ontology annotation, cellular component: endoplasmic reticulum; membrane. The record is from RefSeq and is a predicted model, not a curated record. The transcript has 3 exons.